AUGGUGGUGCCCAACGCUGGUGGCUCUUUAGCUAUUCAGGAAUUCAAGAUUGCGCCUGUUGGGGCUCAGGGCUUUGCAGGAGCCAUGAGAAUGGGUUCGGAGAUCUACCAUUACUUGAAGGUAUUGGCGAAGGAGCAAUAUGAGGCUUCGGCUGGAAAUGUUGGUGAUGAGGGUGGUAUCGCUCCCGAUAUUGGUAGCGCAGACGACGCCUUGGACAUGAUUGCGACAGCCAUCAAUGCAUGUGGCUAUGAAGGUAGAGUAAAAAUUGGAAUUGAUAGUGCUCUUGCGGUUUUUUUUAAUGACGGGAAAUAUGAUUCAAAUUUCAAAAAUCCGAGCUUCGACCCGUGUAAAUGGCUUAGUGCGGCUCAAUUAGCAGAAUAUUAUCGUUCUCUGCUAAAAAAAUACCCGCUGAUCUCUUUCAAAACCCUUAUGUUGAAGACGAUUGGACUUCAUGGUCUUCUUUCUUUAAGAUUGCCAAUGUUCAGAUUAUCGCAGAUGACCUCACGUGCACCAAUAGGGCUCGGAUCGCCCGUGCUAUAA
Molecule: messenger RNA, 540 nt
Organism: Saccharomyces paradoxus
Lineage: Eukaryota; Fungi; Ascomycota; Saccharomycetes; Saccharomycetales; Saccharomycetaceae
Exons: 1
Coding region: 1-540 (179 amino acids)
Biological process (GO): glycolytic process
Cellular component (GO): phosphopyruvate hydratase complex
Molecular function (GO): phosphopyruvate hydratase activity; magnesium ion binding
Source: RefSeq, a predicted model, not a curated record